UUUACAUCUUAGGCAAACGCGAAAAUAGAGUCAGUGUUUAUUACGCAAUUAUAAAUUAUUUCACGAGCAUCGUGGCUCUCCUUGUUUUAUGGAUCGCGUAAAUAGAAUCAUUUGUUCGCCGAUUUCAAUUCUCGGUCGCGAUAAUCUAUGUUAAUAUCUACUAAUAAACUUCAUUAUCUUUUCUAUUUUAAAUUUAAACUCCUCGUUAUCGGUAUUAGACUCAGUGCAUCACCGAAGUGGAAUAUUUGGCGAUGCCCACGAGCAAAAAAUGAUCCUGAUACAGGAUAUUUACAGGAUAUUUCAUCGACAUAAUUAUGGACCCACCCCCAUGGACUUGGUCGAUAACUUCGUUGCCGACUUUGCCGACGACUUCAAGUUGGCAACAUUGUCAUCCGAGUAUUUACAUUCUACGAUUGAAAUUCAAAUCGGAUGGCUGUUCGUGUAAAAACUGGGCCCAAGGGCGCGGUGAAGGGCACAGAGCACAGCAAUGACGCUUCCGGUAUCGAAUUAUCAGGAACUCCUUAUUCAAGUUCGAGAACUGACUCAUGAAACGAUCCGCUUGCAGAGACAGCUGUCCUCCGACUUGUUCGACAAUGUCGACCCUCCAGAUGUGAAUCACAAUUUUUCCCUUGGUCAGAAGAACUAUGAGAAGGGAAAACACCUGACAGAUAACGUGAUACGGCAGUGCGAGAAAAGCAAGAAAAACGAAGCGGUACAAACUCCCCUGGCUGAAUGCAAUAAUUACCGUUUUCGUCCGCGAUUGUGUCAAAACUUGGACACCAGCGAAGGCGUGCAUGCCGGAGAGCUGACCAGUCGUCUGUUGUCUUGGAGGAGUCGGAAUCAUCGUGCAAUAAUUCAGCAGGAGGACUCGGAGCCCUGCUACAAGAGAUCAGAAAGAUUGCUCUCGGAAGAGUGUCGCGUAUCCCACGAGCCAGUAGGCGUCGGCGUGGAAGGUGUCGGCUCCUGGAGGGGCCAGCGACGCCCCCACGGCAUCCAGAUACCUACGCCCCUGGCCAGCGUCGCGGCGCACGAACUGGAGUCGUCCGUGGACGGCGCAGCGUUCAACCCCGUCGUCGUUGCAUCGGCGGUGACAUCCACGAGAUGUUGUGCGCCGAGGAACGCGUUGAAAACGCCAUCGUCCUGCUCCUCAACGUCCGCCAAUGCAGCCAGCUCCAGAUCGAGGUUCUACCUAGGCUCUGCGAUCGCUGAGACCAGCAAGGAGGAUGCCAUGGAGCCGGAAGUCAAGGAGGAGGACGAGCGAAGGUCGUCCACGCCGAGCCCCGAGAUUUAUGCAAGGAGGAAUAAACGAUACAAUGAAGGUGGUAGCAGCGAGGAAGAGAAUAAGUCAGAUACAUCUUUACAGAGUCACAGAUUACCUUCCUCUUAUCGAGGGACUUGGCCCAUCAGAAGAGACAUAUGGGCCAAUCAACAAAUGGGCUUUUCCGCUCAACAAAGCACGUCAACCACUGUACAUAACGAUGUAGCCAGCGUGAUGAGUUUUUCCUCAAAUUCUGGCGCAGCGCUCAGCUGUUCCGCGGAGAUGCAAGGCGAUCGACGGCUAGGAGCCAAAGUGGAUGUGGUGUACAACCUGCUGGGAAUGCUGGGAAGCACCGAAGGCGGGGAGGACAUGAGCGCCACGUUGCUUUCGAUGAGCAAUUCGAUAGACAACUGUCUCAUAAUGAGACAAUCGGGGUGUCUGCCACUGUUGGUGCAACUGAUUCACGCCCCUGGACAGGCUCCAGAAACUAGAGAAAGAGCUUCGAGGGCUCUGCAUAACAUAGUGCAUGCCAAAAGUGACGAGAGAGCUGGACGCCGAGAAGCCAGGGUUCUACGAUUUCUGGAACAGUUGAGAGACUAUUGCCAGGCGCUGAGAUCGUCCUUGGAGACUGGACAGGUCCCCGACGACUUGGAAAGACAUCCAGGUCCCACGAUAGCCGCGCUGAUGAAGCUUUCCUUCGACGAGGCCCAUCGUCACGCUAUGUGCCAACUAGGUGGCCUCCACGCGGUGGCAGAGCUCAUCGAGAUGGAUCACAUGGCUCACGGGAGCGAAUGCGACGACCAGAACUGCAUUACUCUGCGCAGAUACGCUGGUAUGGCAUUGACGAAUCUGACGUUCGGAGAUGGCAACAACAAAGCGCUCCUUUGUUCAUUCCGCGAAUUUAUGAAGGCGUUGGUUUCGCAAUUACGAAGUCCAAGCGACGAUUUGAGACAGGUGACAGCCAGUGUCUUGAGAAAUUUGUCGUGGCGAGCCGACACCAGCAGCAAGCAGACAUUGAGGGAAGUCGGAGCCGUGACUGGGUUGAUGAAAGCAGCGAUGGAAGGUCGAAAAGAAUCGACGCUAAAGUCGAUUCUCUCAGCGCUUUGGAACCUCUCGGCGCACUGCAGCACAAAUAAAAUAGACAUCUGCGCCGUGGACGGUGCCCUCGCGUUCCUCGUAGACAUGUUGAGCUACAAAGCACCGUCCAAGACGUUGGCGAUCGUCGAGAAUGCCGGGGGUAUAUUGAGAAACGUAUCCAGCCACAUUGCCGUUAGGGAGGACUACCGAUCCAUCGUGAGAGAAAGAGGAUGUCUGCAGGUUUUGUUGCAACAAUUACGGUCACCUAGUCUGACAGUCGUCAGCAAUGCUUGUGGAGCACUCUGGAACCUUUCGGCUCGAUGUGCACAGGAUCAACAGUUGUUGUUCGAUCUGGGCGCGGUCUCCAUGUUACGCAGCCUCAUGCAUUCCAAGCACAAAAUGAUUUCGAUGGGUUCCAGCGCGGCGUUGAAGAAUCUGUUAAGCUCCAGGCCAGGUUGCAACAAUCUAGUUCACUUGGACUCGACCGCUCGCGGCCUGGGGCUUCCGACACUGCCCACCUUGGUCGCCCGCAGGCAAAGGGCGCUGGAGCAGGAGAUCGAUCAAAACUUGGCCGAGACUUGCGACAACAUCGAGCCCAGCACGUCCCCAACGAAUAAAGACGACAAGUUCCUGUUCAAGGUGGACCACAGCUUCCUGGGCAUAAACGCGCGAGCUCUGCGCACCUAUCAAUUGCACAAUCAACCUAGCACGUCCGGCGUGAAGUGUAACGGAGUCGCUAGGAGCGAGAGCAGAGACUCUAUGAGGUCUAUAACGAGCACUCACUCGGACACCAUGUUCGAGAGGGUGAAUCGUCACGUGUUGAAUGGACUGUCUCCCACCGAUUGCCAGAUCAAGCAACAAUCCUCGUCGUUGCACUCUGCUGUUGGCUUUGACACCGGGACGACCAGCGACAGCCAUACAAAGACCUCCGAGAAAAAGUACACGCUGCGAUAUAAGAACGCGAUCCCCGAUCGUUUGAAGUCGUCGGACACUUUCAACGGUCUUGCCGAUUAUAGAUGCACUAAUUCCACGAUUUCGUGGUCGUCGGCGCCAGACCAAGAAUCCGCCUGUUCGCAAAACUUGCUCCACUCUUCGGUCGAAGACAAUUUGCCUCAGAGCAUCUCGUCGAAGGCUGGCAGCCAGUCUAGCAUGUCCGAGGAAACAGAAUUGAACGUGUGCACGAAAACAGAGUACCAGUGCAUUGCCAAAUCCGGGAUCGAUACACCGUCGUCGUUGUCCUUCGUCAGCAGCGAUUCCGUCGCGAAAGAUGUCGGUUUCGGUAACAUGUACGAUAAGAACGUGCUGAAUCCACUGGACACGAUACAAAAAGCCAUCUCUCCGACUGUCAGUCACUGCACCGAAGGUAAUCUGUUCUACGCCGAGACCGAUUUGGAUCAACCAACCGACUACAGUCUACGCUAUGCCGAGCGGAGUAUGGACGACGAGGACAAACAACAUUCUCAUUACUUUGUGACCAACGAGCAGGAACUCAUUCACGAAGACACGGUGAAGACUUAUUGCACGGAGGGAACGCCGCAUGGGAUCUCUUUGAACUCCUCCAGAGCUGCAUCUGCUUCCGAUCUGCAGGAGGAUAAUCGUCAAAGGAGUUCGAUGAAGAAGGUGCAGGAACAGAGGAAAUUGCGAAAUAAGGAAGAAUUCAGUUUGGAAUGCACGACGAAGCUCUCUGAUGAGAAGAAGAGGAACCAACCGUUGCAUUACUUUGAGGGGAACAUUAAGAGUGAUGACAUUGAAGAAGUUGGACAUUCCUCCACCAAAAGUCCGACAAGUUUGAGAACGACAUUAGCACAAGUAUCUUCCAACAAUUUGCAUUACGAUGAAAGAAGCAAUAUGGCAUCCAAUUCUGCAAAAAUUAGAUCAGACGUGGAAGAAAGAUAUGACAUUCAAAAUGAAAUUUUUGGAAAAACCGAUAAAUUCAAUCAAAAUUUUUCUACAAACGGAGUUAAUUCGUACGUGAUCAGUGCACUCAAGGCUUCUAACGAUUCAGGAUGUAAGGAAUUUGAACUAAAAGGCGAUACACGUCACAUGCCUUGUACAUUAAAUAUAAACAACUCUUCCGAAUGUUUAGAUCAAGUCAGUGAUGGAGAUGAGGAUGAUGAAGAUUUGCUUACAGCUUGCAUUAAUAUUGGAAUGCAAAAUAAUAGGCACAGGCAUUCAUUUAUAGGAAAUAAUUUUGAUAAGCUUCCACGAAAUGAAAGUAAUCUAGCCAGGUAUCAAACGAGCGUUGCUCUAGAUCAAAUGGAGUGCAAUAUAUUGGUAGAAUCAACCAUGAACAGUUUAGACACAAAUCGAAUAACAUGCGAAGAAGCAAUGAGUCCUGAUGCUUGUACAAACAAAGUUGCAAACAGUUCGCCAAAUAUAAAUAUUGCGUGUGAUUAUAUCCAGAAUACAACAACGUUGAAUCAAAAGGUGGUAGAAAAUUUAGUCACAGUAGAGCAUUCGAAAAUUUUGCACAAUGAACUGGGAAAACUAAGCAGAAACGCGCAACUUAGUUCAGUAAUAGACGAUGAUAAUCUUUGCAACUUUUCAUUGCCUUCGAACUUGAGAAACAGCCCAAUAUUACACGAGACCGUAAUUUUUAACACGGAGCCCAGUCAACAGCAAUAUUUAUCAGAUACUCAAUCGAACGAAGAUAUGUCGUCCUUGAUUCACAAUGAUUUCCUCGAAGACGAAAAAAUCGCAGAAGAUAGCGAAACUGACAAAGUGUCAGAGUGUUUAAAAGAUAAAAUCACAGAGAACCCUAUGCAGCAGUCUUACACAAAAGUAACAGACUCUGAAAGCAGCGAAUUGAUUGAUUCGGUUGAGCAGUCCGAACACGCGCUCCUAGAACUGUGCAUUCAACCUAGACUAACGAAAACCAUCGAGAAUACCAAACUCAAUAAAGCUACGUGGAAGUCCAACAAAGCCCUCGAUGAAUCUGGCCCGAAUCAAAUCAACUAUUCAGGCGAGAACAAUCAAAUGUACGACACGUGCGAAGUGGGUGGAAUUUCGAGAGAUGAAACUGACGGAAAUAAAAAAUCAGUACAGAAGCAUCCCGACACGCCAAAACACGGGAAACAGGAAGAAAUGUAUCGGCGUCAGAGAGAUCCCGACGCCAUGAUCGCCUCGUUGGAUCGAUUAACUGCAGCUUUGGUGCAACAGACGGAAGCGAUACGAGAACGAGACUCCAGCGCGAUGAAACAGAGUAUAUUAAGCGACACGUGGAACGAGGAUUCCCCUAACGAAGUCUCUUUUCCGAGUAUCAGCAUAAGUGCUCCGAUCAUCGCCUCGUUCAAGAGCGACGUGCCGGAAGAACAAGCUACGAUCACGUCUGAAACAACGAACAGCGACAAUGGACACAUGACGAACUCUAAAAUCAUCCAACGAGAAGCUAUCAAGCUGGCCGAAGCUGUCGACGCGGAGAUGAACAAGAACGAAUUAGAAAUGACGAGCAUGACGUCCAUGGAUUUGGAAGCGAUCAAGCCUCCAUCCACGAUGGGAAGUUUGUUGUCUCUGACGGCCAGUUACGCGGGUUCUGGCGAUUACAACGAGACGUUUGUUAAUCGAGACAGAUGCAAUUCCACGUCUCUUCCCCCGAUGCAGCUAAAGACCAUGUCCCUCACGGAUUCCAGAAGCUGUCGCAAAAAGUCCCUGCCCCUCGGUGUGGUGGCUAAACGAGCUCUCAAUCAGCCUCAGACUCACACUGGGAGUCUAGAAAAUUUAUUGAACGAGUGCAGCGGGUCGCACUUGGACAGCGUGAAGCCACCGUCGAUGAUGGACGAGCUACCGGACGUUGGUGAUAUGGAGAACAGCAUGGUGAGCGUCGCUAGUAUCACAUCAGAGAUAGCUGAUCCCAAAGACCAGGAUCAGAGUUUAACUAGCAGCGACGCAGUUUUCGAUCUACUGAAGCCUGUCGCGAACGUCCUCUCCAUAACUUGCAUGCGUUAUGCCGAGGCCAUGCAGACCAGCGCGAACAACAGCUUAAACGAGUGUUUGGAAAAUAUUAAUCCCCCGUCGUUGUUCAACGAAGUCUGCGAAAUGGAUGAGUCGACGAUGGAGCAGGCCACGGAGACCGCCUGCAGCGACACGUUGUGUUGCAUCGACGUUGAACUACGCACCGAGGAAGCUCCACAGCCUAACGUCGUGGAGAAGAUCGACGAAGGUGCCAACGACACCGACGAGGCGAUCACUCCAAUCUCUUCGGAGUACUGCUUUACCAGUUCGGCAGAAUCCACGCCCAAAAAACGACUGCACAGGAACCUAACGCCUAAACAGAAACGAACUCUGGCCAAGGAGAGGUACAAAACGUACACCAUAGCCGCGGAAAUGAGCAGAAAGGAAGAAGAAAGGGAUAAACAAGCAAAUGGUAGCGCAAGGGAAGGUAAAAUUCCACGUGGGAAGUGUUCGCCUUUUUCUAAAUUGACUCCCAAGCAACGAAGACAAGAGGACAGAGCCAGAUUUCAGACGCAGGUGUUGGAGAAUCCUUUUCCCGAACUGUGCCAAGAUCAGCAAGAGAUCGAUGUUUGCGAGCAAGAAGGUCCCGAAACGGAAGCAACGUCGCCAGUUAAGUCUGCCAUUCCCACGCUCACGAAGUUGCCCGCCUGCAAAAUGUUGAUAAAGAAACGCAUGGAGCAAAAGAAAAAUCGUGAAAGGUAUCGUACGAGGACGUUGGACGACUCUGAAUCCAUAUUCAGAGAGGCAGAGAACAACGCCGCUGAGAAUGCAACGGAAGAGGGUCAGUCUAGUGUGACGCACACUGUCCAGUCUGAGGAAAUUCAGAUUAUGUUGGAGCAGAACGCUACUAUCGUGCUGAACACCUUGAACGAGUCGAGCAAAGUUAACGAGAAUGGGGAAGAACCGUUGUUAGACUGCGAGACGAUAAGUCUGGUGUCGAAUGAGUCAGAGUCUGAACGGACUCUGCGGAUGCGAUUCCUGAACGGUGUUUCGAAGAAACUGAUAGGCGCGUGCAGUCAGCAGAUGGACGAAGCGCUAGAACUUGAACAGAAUCACAAGGAGACGAUCGGAGUUGAAACCAAUAGGUCACAGGAGGACCUUAGGUUCGUAGAUACUAUAGAGAGUGAAAGUGAAAAUGAGUCCAAUAACGCUGAGGAACAACCUAGGGAAACUAAGCGACCAAGGAUAAUUAAACCAGGAAUGACGAGGGAUCAUAGCAACGAUUCAAACGCGACGGACAGAUCUGAACCGGAGAGUCCUAAAGCCAUUCGUGGCAGAAGGAAAGCUCUUUACUCGAAUCCCAUAACGCGAAAGCCGACUCCACAGUCGUCCCCGUUGAAACAACCGAAUCCUGUCAGUGGAAUUCCCAUAGGUCGCAGCAACACCUCGCCCAUUGUGAGGGCUACACGAGCUACCACGCUCAGGCAGAACAACAACAGUCCAAGUAACGCAACGAAAGAGUCCCCAAAGACUAGCUCGAAUCCUAAAAUUCCUUCUUUGAUAGACGGAGAGAAACGAACGAAGAAAUUAUCAGCUGCUGCGAAAAGAGCAUCCGUUCCUCAGAAAGGGUCGUCGUUGACCUUUACCAAAUCCGUGAAGAGACACAGCACGCCCCCAACAUGUUCCUCAAACUUCCAAAACGACAGCAAGUCGGAUGUCAAGCCUUUGGAACGACAAGGUACGUUCACUAAAGACGAGCCGGAAGUAGAAAACGCGCCCAUGGUGGUCUCUUCGUCCUCCUCCCCGAUAAAGACAAAAAUCGCGAAACCUAUCAAAGGUGCCACUUCCAAGGUGUACCCUACGAUGGUGAAACCUAAAAUUGCACCGAAGUCCCAUCAGGUGCACCAAUCGAAAAUCGCGAAAGUCGCUUCGGAGAAACCACCUAAGGCAUUGCCGUUGCUGGUGGCACCAAAACGAUUGCCUACCGGAAAAGUAGCCGCAACAUCGAAAAUUCCAGCUGGCAAUCAAUCUGUACAAACCGAAAACGGUAAGAUUUUUCGCAAAGUAGGUCCCCUCGGGCAAAGGUCCAAUAGUAAUUCCAGCAUCGUGUCCAACUCGUCGACAGGAAUGCAGACCAGAAGGUUAGCGAAGGAGGCGACUAGCAAAAUCGCGAGUCUUUGGAAAAAGGUGGAGGAAAGCAAAAACAAGCAACGAUUCGAGAAACCGGACACCAGACAGUGGGUGCAACCAGGCAGUUGUGCCAAUGUCGUGGAUGCACCUUCUCCAGUGAGUAAUCCGCCAGCUUUCAGACUGUUCCGUAGCUCGACGUUCGAAGGAGUACCGCAGGAAAACGAUCAUCCCGAAUCGGCCUUGUACAAGUCGAAAUCGAAGAGACCGUUGGUAAUGGGUGUACCGCCCAGCAAGGCAAAGUACAGGAACUCUUGCGAUCUGAGCGGAAUGAACGCGAACGACGCACCUUGCAAAAUACCCGUAAAGUCCGGCGAUACUUCAGCGUACAGGAAAGACUCUGUACAGGUAGGAGACGCGUCAGUGAUUCUACGGAAACCACAAAACAUCGAGUCUUCCGCAAUAGAGGUGGACCCCACGAAACGAAUAUCACGUCUUGGUUCCUUCAUAAGAGUAGACUCUGCGAACGCAGAAAGCUCUGCACAAACGUAUGUGAAUGGUAACGUGCGCACACCCGCCUCCGCCAUUGUACCGCCUUUCAAUUACAACCCGAAGCAAGACAUUCCCUCGCAAACAACCAAAGUUACACCGAACGAGAGCGAAAACAAGUUUGGGGCGACGGAUUGUCACAGCGACAUAGUCACAGCUUCUACGAGAGUAACGACAGUAUAGGAGAGCCCGUUAUAUUUAUAAAAUAACAACUUUCUUUUUGUUGAAAAUUGAUUCUUGCUUGUG
Colletes gigas is the source of this 9148-nucleotide messenger RNA. RefSeq lists its product as uncharacterized. Gene Ontology annotation, molecular function: microtubule binding; beta-catenin binding; gamma-catenin binding. Lineage: Eukaryota; Metazoa; Arthropoda; Insecta; Hymenoptera; Colletidae. Gene Ontology annotation, cellular component: beta-catenin destruction complex; cytoplasmic microtubule; catenin complex. Bases 488 to 9085 code for a protein of 2865 amino acids. The transcript has 12 exons. Gene Ontology annotation, biological process: regulation of cell differentiation; pattern specification process; negative regulation of canonical Wnt signaling pathway. The record is from RefSeq and is a predicted model, not a curated record.